UGGUGAAUCCAAGUCCCGGGCGAAGCCGGGUAGUACAGCUAGUGGCUUAUUUAAACAAAUUGAAAUAUUGUUGAAUAAAUGUAAUAUACUCUAGUAGUCUAGUAGAACUGUUUUGUUGUCAGAUCGUUUUAUCCAGACUACAUUGUGUUUCAACCAGUACAAGGCUUCUUCGAAAUAGGGUUCGGUUUUAAUGAGGGAGGCUCACAGUACCAGUUUAUGUUCCCCGACGAGUUCAUUGUUAUCAUGUAAGGUUCAUAAAUCCAGACCAAUGCAUCCUUAGGUCUCAGGGUUAAUGGCUCAUAAUGCCAACCUUUGGCUCACUUGGAGUUCAGCGUUCGCGGCACAAAUCAUUAUGUAAAUGAUGAUUUUAAAAAAAUACAACAGAAAAAUUGUGCAGACUCGAAAGCCACAAGUAAUUUAUUGUGUGUUUUACUCAUUUGUGCAUGUGUUACGUGAAAGUUAAUGGCUCAUAAUGCCAGACUAAUACUCCCUUAAAGCUCGGCGUUAAUGGCUCAUAAAGCCAGACUAACGCUUCCUAAGGGUUCAUAGAGCCAGACUAAGGCUCCUGUAAAGUGUCCCGUUUGUCACUGUAAUUCUCCGGUCCCCCCCCCCCCUCCAGGAUGGCUUUUUGGACUCACCUGCGUCUGUUGCUGUGGAAGAAUUUUACUUUGAGAAAAAGACAGAAGGUCCGCCUCCUGCUGGAACUAACAUGGCCACUCUUUCUCUUCGUCAUCCUCGUGUUGGUGCGGAAUACCCAACUGCCCUACAGGCAGCACCAGUGCUUCUUCCCCAACAAGCCACUGCCAUCGGCAGGCGCCCUGCCCUGGCUCCAGGGGGUCCUGUGCAACGCCAACAACCCCUGCUUCUCUCAGCCCACGCCCGGAGAGACGCCCGGGCAACUAAACAACUUCGGGGGUGACAUCCAGCACCUGCUCUCCAACGAGACGCAGAUGGAGCGAUUUGACGAGGCCCUGGAGGACGUGCGGGGUCUGAGCCACCUGGCGGAGACUCUGCGCUACCAGCCCGACGUCGUGGCAGGGAGAGGGGUGCGGGUGAGGGAUUUCCUAAGGGAAGAUGAGAACCUCACGUUGUUUAUGCAGAGAGACAUGGGCUUGCCGAGACAAGUAUCCACCGAGAUCCUGGAGAUGCGAGUCCGCCUGGAGCAGUUUGUGGAGGGGAUUCCGUCGCUGUCUCUGAAGGAGAUUGUGUGCGACGAUCAGCUGCUGCGCCGCUUCCUCGUGUUCCGUUGGGCGAGAGCACGUUCCACCGUGCGCUCCGCCCUCUGCUUACUGCCCCAGCCUCGGCUCCAACAGCUGGAGGAUGUCCUCUACGCCAAUGUGGAUUUCUACAGACUCCUGCGGGAGGUGGGAGCCAUGCGGCAGAGGAUGCCCUUUGUGCUGGACGACGUGUCUCCUCGUCUGUCCGCGGACGGCUGGAGGGAGUUCACAUCGCUGCAAAGCUUCACGUCGCUGAGGAGGGAGGCUUCCUUCUUGAACAGCCUGGGCCUGGCUGAGAACACGAGUGACGGCCUGCGUGAGGAGCAGGUUGGGCCGGUGCUGUCAUCGCUUUCAGGUCUCCUGUGCGGACACCCCGAGGCGGGCGGGCGCCAGAUCCUCUCGUUAAACUGGUACGAGGACAAUGACUACAAGACCUUCCUGGGCAUCGAUGAUGACGACGUUGGUGGUGGCAACGACGAGGAGCGGCAGGGAGGCAGACGCCGACAUCAGUAUGACAACUCAACAACCCCGUUCUGUAACGCCCUGCUGCAAAGCCUGCAGACGAACAGCGCGUCACGCUUCGCCUGGACCAUGCUCCAGCCACUGCUCCAGGGCAAGAUCCUGUACUCGCCGGACACGCCAGCCACCCGCAGCAUCAUGCACGAGGUAACCGCACUGUCACCGAUGCCGCCACAGCCGCCACUGCUGCUGUUGCUGCUGGCGGUGGUGGAGGCAAACCGCACAUUCGCAGAGCUGGAGAUGAUCUACAAGUUCGGGCUUGCGUGGGAGGAGGUCGCGCCCCAGAUCUGGGACUUCCUCAACAGCAGCUUGGCCCUGAGGCUACUCAGAGAGACCUUGGGGAACGUUGCGGUGGCCACCUUCGUCGACUCCCAACUCUCGGACACCGGGCUGGAUGCCAGAACCAUUGCCGACUUCCUCUCUGCGGGUCCAUCGAGGGAGCGAGGCAAUGGCACGGCGCCGGGGUGGAGGGAGAUGUUCACGGUGGUGGACGUCGCCAUUCGCUCGCUCACCCGUUUCCUUGAGCAGCAGCACAACUCACACACAUACCGUACACACGAACCCUUAAAUACACACAUGAAAACUUCGCCGGCCUCACUCAGUAGGCGCUCGCUAAAUCUGCGCUCACCAAACGUGUGGCAGUGCAUGGAGCUGGACAAGCUGGAGGGGGUGCAGGACGAGCCCGGGCUGGAGCGCCGGGCACUGGAGCUGCUGGAGGAGCAGAAGCUCUGGGCCGGCGUAGUCUUCCUGGACCUCUUCUCUCCCUCCGCCUUGCCGCAGCACCUGCGCUACAAGAUCCGCACCGACAUCGACCGCAUCGAGAGGACAAGCAAGAGCCGAGACCGCUACUGGGACCCGGGCCCUCGCGCAGAUGCAGCUGAGGACAUGAGCUACAUCUGGGGUGGCUUUGCGUACCUGCAGGACAUGGUAGAGCGCGGGAUCGUGCAGGCGCAGACGGGCGCGGCCACCAUUGGCCUCUACCUGCAGCAGAUGCCGUACCCCUGCUUCGUCGAUGACGUCUUCACCAAGUCCAUCAGUAACAUCCUGCCCAUGUUCAUGACGCUCGCGUUCAUCCUGCCCGUGUGCCUCACCAUCAAGAGCAUCGUCUGGGAAAAGGAGUGCCGCCUCAAGGAGGUGCUGCGGGCCUCGGGCCUAGGCCGCGGCACGCUGUGGGCCGCGUGGUUCAUCGACAGCGCGCUCAUAAUGGUCGUCUCCUGCACCCUCCUCGCCGUGAUCAUCAAGUACGGGAAAGUGCUGCAGUACAGCGACCCUUUGGUGCUCUUCCUGUUCCUGACGGUGUUCGCCAUUGCGACCGUGUCGCAGUGCUUGCUGCUCAGCGUCUUCUUCUCCAGAGCCAACCUCGCAGCGGCGUGCGGAGGCCUCGCCUAUUUCCUGCUCUACCUCCCGCACAUCCUGUGCUUCGUGUGGCAGGACUACUUGACCUUCCCCAUCAAGAUGGGAGUCAGUUUACUUUCGACCGUAGCCUUUGGCUUUGGAUGUGAAAGCAUCUCCCGCCUGGAGGAGCAAGGAAUCGGAAUCCAGUGGCACAACCUGGCAUCGAACCCGGCGGCCGGAGAGUCGUACACCCUGCUCAUAUCCCUGCUGAUGAUGCUGUGCGACGCGGUCCUUUAUGGCAUCCUCACCUGGUACAUCGAGGCCGUGUUCCCAGGACAGUACGGAGUCCCCAAGCCGUGGCAUUUCCCGUUCACGAGCUGCGUCGCCACGCUGAGCCCUCAGUCCCCACAGGGGACGACCUCCUCCAAACCCAUGGCUGGUGAGCCUCACCCGGCGGGGACUCUACACGUGUACGCGUACAGCCCCUUGUUCAAUCCACUGCUGGAUGAGGGGGGCCUCCCCCACCACGCCGUUGCAGCUUGUGUGGGUUAUUCGAUAACCUACGCCGCCGCUGGUCGGUGUGCGUUUGGUGAAGGUGGAGAGCAGAGGCGUGGGAGCGUACAAGUACCUUUGUCUAACGCUGUUGUAUCGGACGUGUGUUUCGGCUACACGCAUUUACCUUUGUCUUUCUCUCCGCCUUCAUGUUUCUCCGCCUCAUCUUCUCAAACUGCAACAAAAUCGUCAGCAAAAGGAAGUUCGGCCACGGGUCCUGCAACCAUUGCCACGACAAACAGAAAAGGCUCGAAGCAGCCAGAGGCCAGCCAGGGUGAGAAAGUGGCACAGAAAGGGGGUGGCCAAGAAGAGAGGAAUUCUGGGGAAAAUGGCGGUGGUGACAAGGGAAAUCCUGGGGGAGGAGGCGGCACUGAGAAAAGGGAUUCUGGGAAAAGGGGCAACCGUGAAGCAGAGGUUUCUGGGACAGCGGUCAAUCAUGACAGGCGGGUGGCAUGGUCAGCUGAGGAGCGGGCAUCCAAGAAGGGAAAAAGGAGUGCCCGGUGUUCCCAAGGGAAGGGCCAAGGAAGCGGUGGAAUGAGCCGGAGCAAGGAGAAAAAGUCCACAAUGAAGGCAACAAAACGAACAAACGCUCAACCCGACGGACAUCUGAACAGGGAGGAGGUCCUUGUCGAGGAGGAGUCAGUGGAGCUCACACUGGGAGUGAGCGUGCAGAGCCUGGUGAAGAAGUACUCGACGAUGAAGCGCCCGGCUGUUGACGGGCUGAGCCUGAAUUUCUACCAAGACCAGAUCACGUCCUUCCUGGGGCACAACGGAGCAGGGAAGACAACGACCAUGUCCAUCCUAACGGGGCUCUUCCCCCCGACGUCCGGCACGGCCCUCAUCUACGGCAAGGACAUCCGCACAGAGAUGGAGUCGAUUCGGAGCAGCCUUGGCACCUGCCCCCAACACAACGUGCUCUUCAACCAGUUGACCGUGGAGGAGCACAUCUGGUUUUACGCGCGGCUCAAGGGCUGCUCAUCAGAAGACGCGAAAGAGGAGGUGGAGCGCAUGCUGGAGGACACAGGGCUGCUGAUGAAGAGAGCCGAGCAUGCGGAGAACCUGUCCGGUGGGAUGCAGCGGAAGUUGUCGGUGGCGAUGGCGUUUGUGGCUGGCUCUCGGCUCGUGAUUCUGGACGAGCCGACCGCCGGAGUCGAUCCCUUCGCUCGCCGUGGCAUCUGGGAGCUCCUACUCAAGUACAAACAUGGCCGCACCAUCAUCCUGUCGACUCACCACAUGGACGAGGCGGAGACGCUGGGCGACCGCAUCGCGGUGAUAGCGCGCGGGCGGCUCCGGUGCUGCGGCUCCCCCCUCUACCUGAAGUCCUGCUACGGCACGGGCUACUACCUCACCGUGGUGCGCAGCAGCGCCGACGUGGUGGGCCCGAGUGGAAAGGGCCAGCAGCAACCGGCAGAAAUGCCGGGGAAAAGCGGCGGAGGUGGUGGCGGUGGAAACUUGGAUACUAACGAAGACGAGGUGAAACUUGCACUUGUUGAAUCAUGCGCUUGCAUCCUCAGUCACUCGUUCUGUCUUUCCUUCACUCAUUUGCUUUCUCGGCUGAUCACUCAUUCACUUGUUUACUUUUUCACUUGCUCAUUUACUCAAUCGUUUGCCAACUCAACCUUUAACUCACUCACUGCCUCGUUAUUAAAUUUGCUCACUCAUGCAUGUUAUCUCUCGCUCACUAACUUAUUUACGAGGUCACACACUCAUUCACCCACCCAGCAGGAGGAUGAGUAUGCCGGCAGGUUGCCAUCGGCAACGGAGGCGUUCUGCUGGAAGCACAGGGACACUAGCGAACCUCUCACCACUGUGGCGCCCCCCCCCCCCCUCCCAGGCGAGGUCCUGAUUCUGCAGAACCUCGUGGAGAGGCUGGUGCCCGGUGCCCGCGUGGUGGAGAACGUGGGCCAGGAGGUGACGUUCAUGCUGCCGUACACCGGAGCCCGCGACGGCUCUUUCGCGCUCCUCUUCAGCCACCUCGACUCGAAGCUCGAGGGCCUGGGCAUCUCCAGCUAUGGGGUCUCAGACACCACCAUGGAGGAGAUUUUUCUAAAAGUGGCAGAGGAUCCGAGCCUGGAGACCGAACACAAAGAUGAAGGUGUCUCCACGAAGGGCAAAUGGAGGUGGUGGAAGGAGAAGAACAUCCUGUCGCCGUCCAAGACGAAGGAGGACAUGGACAUUGAGCUGGAGAGGAGACUGGAGGAGAAGAAAGCGAAACGGCAAAAAAAACUGAACCUGGGAGGAGGCGGCAGUGAUCACAUGAUUACUGGAGGACCACUGGCAUGGCAACAGUUCCGAGCGCUCAUCAUCAAGAGGUUCCAUCACACGAGACGGAGUCGCAAGGGAUUCCUCUCACAGAUCAUCCUUCCCGCCGUCUUCGUGUGUCUGGCUCUCGUCUUUACAAUGAUCGUUCCUCCGUUCGCCGAUUACCCGGAGCUCGAGCUGCAGCCCUGGAUGUACCCGGAGCAGUUCACCUUCUACAGCGAUGAUGCCCCCAACGACCUGACAACGCAGAAGCUUGUCGCCGCGAUCCUAGACCCACCCGGGCUCGGCACGCGGUGCAUGAUAGGAUACAGCAUUCCGAACCUUCCAUGCCAACCUCGGAUGCCCGUGUGGGAGACUCCUCAGGCAUCUCAAGCUGCCGUAGAUGCCCUAAAUGAGGGCAACUGGACAUUCGAGGACCCCUCCCCGAGCUGCCGGUGCAGCACUCCGGAGCGGCUCACCAUGCUGCCUGAUUGCCCGCCAGGAGCCGGAGGACUACCACCCCCACAGGCAAGACGAGGUUUAGCCGAGUCUUCAGCUAAACUACCAAAAUUAAAUAAAGUUGGAGACAGCGCUUCAGCGAGGUCACGAGGUGCAGUGCACCAUGGGUGCCGCGGCGUCUUGCUCAACAAGAGUCGGUGCGCGACAGGGAGCAUGAUACCCGCGGUUGUGGUCUCUUUCACCGUUUCCCCUCCCUCUCAGAUGCUGCAAAGCACCACGGACACCCUUCAGAACCUGACCGGGAGAAAUAUUAGUGACUAUCUCGUAAAGUCCUACGCUGACUUCAUAGAGAAGAGCCUAACGAGGAAAUAUUGGGUCAACGAGCCGAGGUACGGAGGCUUCUCGCUAGGCCAGAAGAACGAGCAGAGAGACGUGAACGCCACGGCACUGAGGAGGCUGUUCCAGCAGGCAGGGGGGUUCCUCAACAUCACAGCCGGCCCAGCAAUAGAGGAAGCCUCACUUAACCUAGAGGGCUUCAUCCAGGCCCUUGGGCCCACAGACAACGUUAAGGUUUGGUUCAACAACAAGGGCUGGCAUGCCAUCGUCGCCUUCAUCAACGUCGCGAGCAACGCGGUGCUGCGAGCGCGGCUGCCCGAGGGUAAAGACCCGCGUCGGUUCGGCAUCACGGCCUACAACCACCCGCUAAACCUCACCAAGCAGCAGCUCACCGAGGUCGCCAUGCUGAUGUCGUCGGUGGACGUGAUGGUUUCCAUCUGCGUCAUCUUCUCCAUGUCCCUCAUCCCGGCGAGUUUUGCGGUGUUCCUCGUCCAGGAGCGGGCGUCCAACGCCAAGCACCUGCAGUUCGUGAGCGGUGUCAACGCCUACGUUUACUGGCUCGCCAACAUUACCUGGGACAUGUGCAACUACAUUCUGCCGGCGAUCAUCGUGGUGGUCAUUUUCCUGUCCUUCCAGCAGAAGGCCUACGUUUCCGAUCGCAACUUGCCGGCCCUCAUCCUCCUGCUGCUGCUCUAUGGGUGGUCGAUCACGCCGCUCAUGUACCCGGCCUCCUUCGUGUUCACGGUGCCCAGCACGGCGUACGUGGUGCUGACGUGCGUCAACUUGUUCAUCGGCAUCAACGGCAGCAUGGCCACAUUCAUCCUGGAGCUCUUCAAGGGCGACGAGACUCUGACCCGCGUCAAUGACAUCCUCAAGUCCGUGCUCCUCAUCUUCCCGCACUUCUGCCUGGGACGAGGACUCAUAGACAUGGCGACCAACCAGGCACUGGCAGACGCGUCUGAGCGCUUUGGUGAGAACCGCUUCAAGGAGCCGCUGUCAUGGGACAUGGUCGGCAAGAAUCUGUUCGCGAUGUUCAUUGAGGGCAGCGUCUUCAUCGUCCUCACGCUGCUCAUCCAGAAGAACUUCUUUAUCCGCCCACGGUCGAUGAAGCUGAAUCUGCCUCCCAUCACGGACGAGGAUGUUGAUGUUGCUGCGGAGAGGAAACGUGUGAUGGAGGGAGACACAUCAACAGACAUCCUCACCAUCAACGAACUCACAAAGGUUUACAAGAAGAAAGGUGCUCCGGCUGUGGACAGGAUGUGCGUUGGGGUGCGACCAGGGGAGUGCUUUGGUCUGCUGGGCGUGAAUGGUGCCGGCAAGACGAGCGCGUUCCGCAUGCUGACAGGCGACACGCACGCGACGGCCGGGGACGCACGCCUCGAGGGCUACAGCAUUCUGUCUCAGCUGAGUUCGGUUCAGAGCCGCCUGGGCUACUGCCCCCAGUUCGACGGGACCGAUGAGCUGCUCACGGGCCGGGAGCACCUCCAGCUUUACGCUCGCUUGCGCGGGGUGAGGGAGGAGGACCUCGAGAGGGUGGUUGAAUGGGCGGUGUCCACGCUGGGCCUCAUCUACAUCGCCGAUCGUUCCGCCGGCUCAUACAGCGGAGGCAACAAGCGCAAGCUCUCCACCGCCAUCGCUCUCAUCGGCAACCCUCCCCUCGUCUUCCUGGAUGAACCGACGACGGGCAUGGACCCCAAAGCUCGGCGCUUCCUGUGGAACUGCAUUCUGGCCAUCGUGCAAGCGGGCCGGUCGGUGGUGCUCACAUCUCACAGCAUGGAGGAGUGUGAAUCUCUGUGCACACGCAUGGCCAUCAUGGUGAGCGGAACGUUCAGGUGCCUGGGCAGCGUCCAGCACAUCAAGACACGCUUUGGCGAAGGGCACACUCUGGUGAUACGGCUCGCUGCUGGCACUCCUCCUGCUGCUGCUGUUACCGCGGAUCCUGCUGCCGCAGAUACUGCCGAUGCUGCAGCUGCUGACCCCGCUGCCGCCGUCGCCGCCGCUGCUGCUGCUGCAACGCGAGUGGCGGAGUAUGUGUGCAAGCGAUUCCCACGCACGGAGUUGCGCGAGCGCCACCACCGCACCAUGUACUUCCACUUGCCGGGCGCCAUCACGACUCACGGCGCGAGUGGCGCCUCUGCGGGUGCCACCGCCACGGCCUCCGCGUGCGCCACUCUCUCCACCAUCUUCGCGGCGCUAUCAGAGAACCAGCAGCAGCUGGGCAUCGCCGACUUCUCCGUGUCGCAGACCACGCUGGACCAGGUGUUUGUGAGCUUUGCCAGGCAGCAGUGGACCGACCCAGUGGAUGAAGAGACAGGGAUGUGAUCCAACUCCACCACCUUCCACCGAGCCGGAGGGGAAGGGGCACUGGCGGAGCCAGUGGGGUGGCACGUGCCCCCCAAUGAUCUGAUCGAAGUCCCUAAUUUCGAUCGGAUCAUU
This is a messenger RNA of Petromyzon marinus (sea lamprey), 9095 nucleotides long. The record is from RefSeq and is a predicted model, not a curated record. Lineage: Eukaryota; Metazoa; Chordata; Hyperoartia; Petromyzontiformes; Petromyzontidae.